AUGGAACCACCUCCCAAAACCAAAACCUUCGAGAUACUCUAUCUAUGGAUUCUGAUUGGCAGCCUCGCUGAGAGGGCCAAGCGUGACACGGAGCACCACAAUCGGGCCCCGACCUGCUGCGCGAGGGCUGCCCGCUACCACACGGGUGGUCCUCAAGGCGUGGCCGGUCGCCCAAAAAUAUGCUUGGUGCCCCCAUCGCCCUAUAGUCGAUUGGGCUGGGCGCAAGAUUUUGCAUUCCUCUCGCGGCAGAAGCGCCGGCGCCACCAUGCCGGGCCGCGCGCUGUAUCUACGUACAGCUCCCGCGCGAGCGCGUUAGUGCUUCGGACAUCGCUGCUCCACCAAACGCGUCGGAAUCCACCGCACGAGAUUGUCAUCCAUGAUAAUGAUUUCAGUUCGAUAAUAUUAAGAUAG
Amoebophrya sp. A120 is the source of this 411-nucleotide messenger RNA. The record is from the annotation of a GenBank genome assembly. NCBI's taxonomy places the organism in Eukaryota, Dinophyceae, Syndiniales, Amoebophryaceae.